Ilex paraguariensis (yerba mate) is the source of this 1512-nucleotide messenger RNA. Lineage: Eukaryota; Viridiplantae; Streptophyta; Magnoliopsida; Aquifoliales; Aquifoliaceae. The record is from the annotation of a GenBank genome assembly.
CUGUUAGCCAGUUGUUUCCCUCUCGUCUCCUUUAUUGCAAUCUCCGAAGGGAGACCGAGGUCUAGACCUUUGAGAUUUGGAUGUCAUAUCUAACCUCCUUGUCUGACCUCACCUCCUGAGCUCACAAUUAGUUAAAAUUCUUUUCAGGAGGAGGGCUUGCAUUAGAAGAAUUGACGCAGGAGGACACCCACUACUCUCAAACUGUCUCAACCAUCCUUCAACACCAAUCCACCCGGUGGUCUGACCCAUCCUCCACCGCCUACGCCACCAUGUACUCCAUCCUAUCUUCCUUCACCAAGUGGUCCACCACCCCUCCCGACCACCACCGCCACCCUAAAGUCCCUGUCAAAGCCUUUUCUCAGUGCCUCCUCAAAUACGUACUGUUCAGCGUCCCCUACCUCCACACCAAGCACCAGGAAGAACUCUCUCCAAAGUCUCGCGACAUCAUUGCCGACUCUGCGUCCCGGUUUCGAAAAGGAACGCCUCAAGAAGAGCUCAGUGCCAACCAUGUUCUUGCCGAACGACGUCGUAGAGAGAAGCUCAAUGAACGGUUCAUCAUAUUGAGGUCUCUCGUGCCGUUCGUGACUAAAAUGGACAAGGCCUCAAUUCUUGGAGACACCAUAGAGUACGUGAAGCAACUGCGUAAGAAAAUUCAGGAUCUCGAGGCAAAGACCCAUCAGAUGGAGAUUGAUCAACGGUCCAGAAUGGUGGGCCCACAAAAGUCAAAGGGUAGUUUGAGAGAGCAGAGAAGUGGGGUCACGGUGGUUGAUAGGGCUAUGGUGGUCCCAGGUUCGGAUAAGAGGAAAAUGAGGAUAGUGGAGGGGAGUGGUGGAGCGAAGUCGAAGGUGGUGGAUUCGCUGACGCAGACGGUGGUGGCCGGAGAGGCGGUGCAAGUGGAAGUGUCUAUAAUUGAGAGAGAUGCAUUGGUAGAGCUUCAAUGUCCGUACAGGGAGGGCUUGUUAUUGGAUGUGAUGCAGUCGAUGAGGGAGCUCCGGGUGGAGAUCGUGACCGUCCAAUCAUCGUUAAAUAAUGGGGUCUUUGUUGCAGAAUUGAGAGCUAAGGUUAAGGAGAAUAUAAAUGGCAAGAAAGCUACUAUCAUGGAGGUAAAGAGGGCAAUUCACCAAAUAAUACCCCAAAACUGACUCCUACUUAUAUUAGGAAGUGGGAUUUCUCCGUAAUACUUUCUUAUAAGUUUAUUUAAGAAUAAAUCAUUUAUCGUGAAUACAAAUAAGAACCGCUGGUAAAAGGUAGUUCUCAAACUAUUCAUGGUGAAUGACUUACGCUUAAAUAAAUUUGAGAGAAAGUAUAUUAGAAAAAAUCUCAAAUUUAUUUAUGUAGAACCAAAUUUUUAUAGAAUUGUGUGAUCGGUAGUGGAUGAUCAAUGUGAUGAUUAGUCAUAAACUAAGUAGGUAUCAUAUUCAAGACCAAGUGUAAGAUGACAAUAGCUAGGCCAAGUAUUCUAGCAAACAAUGCAAUACAAACAUAAUUCUCGACUUAACUGCUGAAUAUAAG